UUCAAUUAAGAAAAUAAAAAUAUCCAAUAAUAAAUAAUACAUUAGCAUUAAGAAUCACUAAAAAUUAUGGGAAGUUGCUGUCAAAAAAAUAGCGCAGUUACAAAACUAGAUAAUGGAGAAGAAGUUGAUUUAGACCAUUAUUAAAAAGAGGAAAAUUUGGCCAAGAUUUAAAUGAUCUAAAAUAAAUUUAAAGAAAGUUAAAAAAAGGAAUCUACAACUACCACAACUACAACCACAAAUAAAAAGGGUGAAAAAUAGGAAUCUACCACAACCAAAACUACAACCACAAAGAAAUAGGAAAUUGUCGAAUAAGAUCAUAAAAAGGGAGUAGAAAAACUUGAUAAUGGAGAAGAAGUUGACUUGGAUUUUUAUAAUAAAGAGGAGAAUUUGAAAAAGAUUUCUAAAAUCUAAAAUAAGGUUAAAGAAAAUUAAAAGAAGGAAUCUACCUCAACCUCAAAGAAAUCUGAAAGUAAGAUGUGA
Messenger RNA from Tetrahymena thermophila SB210, 480 nucleotides. RefSeq lists its product as hypothetical. The transcript has 4 exons. NCBI's taxonomy places the organism in Eukaryota, Ciliophora, Oligohymenophorea, Hymenostomatida, Tetrahymenidae. The record is from RefSeq and is a predicted model, not a curated record.